Molecule: messenger RNA, 2571 nt
Organism: Malaclemys terrapin pileata
Lineage: Eukaryota; Metazoa; Chordata; Testudines; Emydidae
Gene: CNGA3
Product: cyclic nucleotide gated channel subunit alpha 3
Exons: 7
Coding region: 65-2089 (674 amino acids)
Biological process (GO): potassium ion transport; monoatomic cation transmembrane transport
Cellular component (GO): intracellular cyclic nucleotide activated cation channel complex; plasma membrane
Molecular function (GO): protein-containing complex binding; cGMP binding; intracellularly cGMP-activated cation channel activity
Source: RefSeq, a predicted model, not a curated record
CGGAGCUCCUGUGCGCCGGCCGGACACCCCCAGCUGUCAUUUGGAUGCUGAUAUGUAAAGCAAAAUGGCUAAAAUCAACACCCAGCACUCCUACCCUGCUAUGCACAGGCUGCCUGUUAGGACCACUGAUGAAGAAAUUGAAAGAAUUGAAAAUGGCUUUAGCAGGACCCAUUCCCUGUGUGAGGACACUUCUUCAGAAUUGCAGAGAGUCAUUUCCAUGGAGACAAGAGGCCUGUCUGAAUCCCGCAGGAGCUCGUUCACAGGCACUGGAGCAAUGGCUAGGUUAUCCCGUUUCAUCUUAUCAAUGAGAUCAUGGGCGACACGACAUUUGCAUCAUGAAGACCAAAGGCCAGAUUCUUUCCUUGAGCGUAUCCGAGGGCCAGAGCUCAAAGAGGUAUCCAGUAGGGAAAGUAACACUCACUCCAAUUUGAGCAACGAUGAGCAGCCAGGCAAAGUGAAAAAGAAGAAAAAGGAGAUCUUUGUGAUUGAUCCUUCAAGCAACCUGUACUAUAGGUGGCUGACCAUAAUCGCGACCCCAGUAUUCUAUAACUGGUGUAUGCUAGUGUGCAGAGCCUGUUUUGAUGAGCUACAAACUAAACAUAUUAUAUUAUGGGUGGUCUUGGACUAUAGCUCAGAUAUUAUCUACAUACUGGACACAUUCGUCAGAUUCAGGACAGGCUUCCUUGAACAAGGCUUACUAGUCCAAGAUGAAAAGAAACUAAGACAACAUUACACCACUACUGUACAAUUCAGGUUGGAUAUCCUCUCUCUUUUACCAACAGACCUGGCAUAUUUAAAGCUUGGGUUGAACUACCCUGAACUACGGUUUAACCGCUUGCUGAGGUUUGCCAGGCUAUUUGAGUUUUUUGACCGCACAGAAACCAGGACAAACUAUCCAAAUAUGUUUCGGAUUGGAAAUCUUGUCUUGUACAUUCUUAUCAUCAUCCACUGGAAUGCAUGUAUAUAUUUUGCAAUUUCAAAGCUUAUUGGGUUUGGAACUGACUCCUGGGUCUAUCCCAAUGUGUCCCAUCCAGAAUAUGGACGUCUGUCCAGAAAGUAUAUUUACUGUUUGUAUUGGUCAACACUGACACUGACGACAAUUGGAGAAACUCCGCCUCCGGUGAAAGAUGAAGAGUAUCUCUUUGUGGUCAUUGACUUCUUGGUGGGUGUGCUGAUCUUUGCUACCAUUGUCGGUAACGUAGGCUCUAUGAUUUCCAACAUGAAUGCCUCCAGGGCAGAUUUCCAGGCCAAAAUUGAUUCCAUAAAACAGUAUAUGCAUUUCCGAAAGGUGACAAAGGAUUUGGAGGCCAGGGUCAUUAAGUGGUUUGAUUACCUCUGGACCAACAAGAAAACAGUAGAUGAGCAGGAAGUUCUUAAAAACCUGCCUGACAAACUUAAGGCUGAAAUUGCUAUCAACGUCCAUCUGGACACGCUAAAGAAAGUGCGUAUUUUCCAGGAUUGUGAAGCUGGGCUUCUUAUUGAGCUGGUGCUGAAGCUGAGACCUACAGUCUUUAGUCCUGGAGAUUACAUCUGCAAAAAGGGGGAUAUUGGGAGAGAAAUGUACAUCAUUAAGGAGGGCAAGUUGGCUGUGGUGGCAGAUGAUGGCAUAACACAGUUUGUUGUCCUAAGCGAUGGCAGCUACUUUGGAGAAAUCAGCAUCUUAAACAUCAAAGGUAGCAAAUCUGGUAACAGACGGACAGCCAACAUCAGGAGCAUUGGUUAUUCCGAUCUAUUCUGUUUAUCCAAAGAUGAUUUGAUGGAAGCCCUCACUGAAUAUCCUGAUGCCAAAAAGGCAUUGGAAGAGAAAGGGCGGCAAAUUCUGAUGAAAGACAAUUUAAUAGAUGAAGAGGCGGCAAAAGCAGGAGCUGACCCUAAAGACUUGGAAGAAAAAGUGGAAAGACUUGAAAGCACUCUGGACAAUCUACAGACUAGGUUUGCUAGGCUCAUGGCGGAAUACAACUCAACCCAACUCAAAGUAAAGCAGAGACUCACCAAAGUGGAAAACAAAAUGAAGAAAUAUGGAAGUGGCUUCUUAUCUGAUGGAGGGGAAGAGUCUGUAAAAACUGAGGAAGUGGAGAAAAAGAAUUAAUAGUUCAUUUAUAUUUCCUCAUUCAAUCUAGAAUAUUUCAGCAUGUAAAGUCAUAAAUAUAUAUAUAUAUAUAAACAUAUUAUAUAUGUGAAAACACUCACACACACACGAUUAUUUUUAUAUGGACUCCAAGAGAAUGAUUUUUAGAGUUUUUAACUAAAGCAAUAUUUUCUUGUAAAUAGGGAAUUGUUAUUUUUAUCUUGUUUUUAGGAGGAGACUUUGGAUUGUCAUUUGGGUCUUUUUUGUACUGAUGACAUGUUUCUUAUGAGUCAUGCUCAGAUUAUCUUUAAUGUGGUAUGUAUAGAUCUUGACACAUUUAAUUGUUGUUUAUCUCUUUCCAUGCUCCAUGAAGGAAUCAUGUGUAAUGUAAUGGACUCUUCCAGAAAGAGGAGACAGAUCUGUAUUAGUAAUUAACUAUGCUAUGUCCACACCCUGUACCUUGGUAGCCUAGUAGUCUACUAAAUACAUGUCGUGAAUCCAGA